AUGGCUGUGGCAAGGAAAAUCAAAACUUUGCUGACGGUUAACAUUCUGGUGUUCGUCGGGAUCAUCUUGUUUUCGGUCUACUGCAGGAUUCAAGACCGUUCCGAAGAGCUUGUUCAGAUGGGGAGGAUCUCUGAUCAAAGGUUGCGAAGCAGAAAUGGUAAAGUUACGAACUUAAUAGACAGGCAGUCCGUCCUUCAGAGGCUGGAACGCCUGGAGGAUGUUGUCUACAAUCAGUUAAACGGUCUGGCCAAACCCAUGGGUCUGGUGGAGGGCCCAGGUGGUCUUGGGCAGGCCGGAGCGGCAGCGACGCUGGCUGAGGACAGCAGGGAGAGUGAGGGACGGUAUGAGGAGUAUGGCUAUAAUGCCCAGCUCAGUGACCGAAUCUCACUGGACCGCACCAUCCCUGACUACAGACCCAAAAAAUGCAAACAGAUGACCUACCCUGAUGACCUGCCCCAGAUCUCAGUGGUGUUUAUCUUCGUAAACGAAGCCUUGUCUGUCAUCCUGCGCUCCGUGCACAGCGUGGUCAACCACACACCUGCCCACCUUCUCAAAGAGAUCAUUCUCGUCGAUGACAACAGUGACAGCGUGGAGCUGAAGUUUAAUCUCGAUCAGUACGUGAAGAAGCGAUAUCCCGGCCUGGUGAAGAUAGUACGCAACAGUAAACGGGAGGGUCUAAUUCGAGCGCGAAUCCACGGCUGGAACGCCGCCACUGCCCCCGUGGUCGGGUUCUUCGACGCUCAUGUUGAGUUUAACACAGCCUGGGCGGAGCCCAUCCUGGCGCGAGUGAAGGAGGAUCACACUCGAAUUAUCCUGCCCGCCAUCGACAACAUCAAAUACAACACGUUCGAGGUGCAGCAGUAUGCCAACGCUGCCCACGGCUACAACUGGGGUCUCUGGUGCAUGUACAUCAUCCCGCCGCAGGAUUGGCUGGACAAAGGCGAUGAGACUGCACCAAUCAGGACCCCCGCGAUGAUUGGCUGCUCCUUUGUGGUCGACAGAGAGUACUUUGGGGAAAUCGGACUUCUCGAUCCGGGCAUGGAAGUGUACGGAGGAGAAAAUAUCGAACUGGGAAUGAGGGUGUGGCAGUGUGGGGGGAGCAUGGAGGUCCUGCCCUGUGCCAGAGUGGCACAUAUAGAGCGCACCAAGAAACCGUACAACAACGACAUCGACUACUACGCCAAGAGGAAUGCCCUGAGAGCGGCUGAGGUCUGGAUGGACGAGUUUAAGUCCCACGUCUACAUGGCCUGGAACAUACCCAUGAACAACCCUGGAGUGGAUUUUGGUGAUGUUUCGGAACGUGUGGCCUUGAGGAAGAAGUUGAACUGCAGAAGCUUUCACUGGUACUUGGAGCGCGUGUAUCCAGAGAUGCGUGUCUACAAUAACACAAUCACCUAUGGCGAGGUGAGAAACAGUAAGGCGAGUGGAUAUUGCCUGGAUCAGGGGUCAGAGGAGGAUGACAGGGCAAUCCUGUACCCAUGUCACGGCAUGUCCUCUCAGCUGGCCAGGUAUACAACAGAGGGCUUACUGCAGCUAGGACCCCUAGGGUCAACCACGUUUCUGCCCGACACAAAAUGCCUGGUGGAUGACGGCAGGGGAAAGACCCCCAGCCUGAAGAAGUGUGACACCGUGACUCGCACAUCACAGAGACUCUGGGACUUCACUCAGAAUGGUCCUAUCAUAAGCAGAGACACUGGGCGAUGUCUGGAGGUGGAGAUGUCCAAAGACGUGAACUUUGGUCUGCGGCUGGUUGUACAGAGGUGCACGGGCCAGAAAUGGAUGAUCCGGAACUGGAUAAAGCACCCCAGACACUGA
Molecule: messenger RNA, 1815 nt
Organism: Chanos chanos (milkfish)
Lineage: Eukaryota; Metazoa; Chordata; Actinopteri; Gonorynchiformes; Chanidae
Gene: galnt9
Product: polypeptide N-acetylgalactosaminyltransferase 9
Exons: 11
Coding region: 1-1815 (604 amino acids)
Biological process (GO): protein O-linked glycosylation
Cellular component (GO): Golgi apparatus
Molecular function (GO): polypeptide N-acetylgalactosaminyltransferase activity
Source: RefSeq, a predicted model, not a curated record